AUGGCAUCGCCAUAUACGCAAGCGAGUCCAUUCUCGCCGUCGGAUAUACCAAGCACGUCCGGAGUGCCAUCCAGAUCAGUCUCCGAUUUACCGCAAUCUCAAGUGGAUGCAAUCAUUCGAACAAAGCGAAAGGCGCGCGAACCCAAAGCUUGCUAUCCAUGCCAUGCCCGGAAGGUCAAAUGCGAUCGGAAUCUCCCUUGUGACGGCUGUGUGAAGCGAGACCAUGCUGAUCUCUGCUCCUAUGAACGUCCUUCGAAAAAGCGCACCCAAGCAUUCCAAGAAAGCCCCGUCGGUGGAGCUUCAGCAGGGUCUUCUGUUGAGCAAGGAGCCUACCAUGCCUACGAAGAUGGCGAAGCACCCAUCAAACCGGAUGUCGGCCCGAAUUUUUAUAGUCGAAACAAUGGUACACGACCAGAAGGCAGGAUUUCCAUUGCAAGGGAGGAAUGGGACAAUGUCCGGAAUCGGCUACGGGAAAUGGAAUCCACCAUUUCCUCUCUUCGCGUUGGCCUUGAGCGCGCCGAAGAGGCCCCUCAUGUUGGGACAGACGGCGGCGCGGGAAGUAUUCCAAAUGGUGAUACAGACUCUGGCGGCAAAGCUGCAUCGCCCGAGCGAGAGGGCAUCCAUACAAGUAACACCCUGGGCAAGGGUACCGUUCAUCUCGGAUCGCGCUCUGUUCUUGCCUAUAUCCUGAACAACAAGUCUGGAUCGGAUCAAUUACAAACACUUCUGGAGGACGGUAUCUUGCCCAAAUUAGGUCUCGAUAACGAAUCGGCGACCUACCCUUUUGUAGACCUCUGGUCAACCGACAUGUCAUCGUUUGACAUAAGUGCGGUAUGCAGUGCGCUACCGAGCGAUCAACAAUGCCGAGAAUUCUUCUACUAUUACAAGGACAUCGCCGGUGCGAUCUAUCCUGUUCUCGAUGAUUGUGAGCAAUUCCAAGAAACACUCGAGCUCCUUCUUCAGAACAGAACAGCCUCGGGUGGCGUUUACCGCGAGAAUGUCGAUGAGGCACAGAAACCCUUUGGUGUCAAUAUAGCAUUUCUUGGUUUGUUGUUCGCCGUUCUCGCUUCCGGCUGUCAAUCAUCUGAUCUGGGAAGCAAAGACCGAGAAUUGACGUCCCAAGUCUACGUGUGCUGCUCAUAUCAAUGUCUGCGAAUGACGAACUUCCUGUCUCAGCCUACCAUUGAGGCAAUUCAGACGCUUCUCGUCAUUGGAAAUGUACUAUCUUACAACAUGAAUCCUGGCAUAUCGUAUGUCUUACUAGGCAUGACCCUCCGGAUGGGUUUGGCUCUAGGCUUACAUGUCGAGUCGAGUCGAUUCUCACGGCUCGAGCGAUAUCGCCGUCGGCAUGUCUGGUGGUCUAUGGCAUGGCAGGACAGUCAUUUCUCGUUGUCCUAUGAUCGUCCCUCUACGACCGCGGUCAGCCAGCCCGAGAUUGCUUAUCGGGAGGGUUCAACAGCUGGUGAUCUUUCAUACUUUGAGACAUUGUGCCGGGUGAUUUCACUGGCGCUAGAGGUUGUCCGCAUACGUAUGCUUAGUCCUCACACUCAGAUCACGUAUGAGAGCAUCCAGGCAUACAAGGAAAGAAUUCAAAGAAUCAUGGUUGAGGCAAAGCCACACCUUCGAGAUGCACAGUACUGCUCAAAUUCAACAGAGCAUCUGGAGCGCGUUGUGCUGAAAUUGCACUCCUCCUACUUCUCGUCCGAGCUCUGUCGACCAUCGCUGAAGCCGACUGCAGAUGCAAACAGUGCUGCCACGGCAAGCAUGCGUCGCGAUUGUGUCUCCAAUCUCAUGACCACCGUUGAGGCGUAUGUCGAGAUGUAUCAUAUCAGCUCGCAUGCAGCAAGGUCGUGGAUUGCCUUGCAACGAGCCAUCAGCUCCGCUUUUCUGCUCGCCGUGGUUGAGGAAGCUAAAUUGGAACCACGAGUCUGGAAUCUUCUUCGCCAGCUUGAAUCAAUCAUCGCGCAACGAGCAAGCCAUGAGCGCGCUUAUGACACAUCUGACGUGACUAGUUCCAGUAGUGGGAUGCCUUCGAGAUCUCCCGGGGUGUUAACGUACGAUCCCAUCACCGGCGCAACCAACGCAACUGGAUCUGCGCUUCCCACCGUAGACUCUACGUCUCCCGCUACGGUCAAUCCAGACAAUCAGACCCAAUGGGCGAAAUCGUUGGCCAAAACUCACCGAGCCUUGCAGAAGUUACUCACGGCUUUUGGAACCCAACACGCCCGCAGUGCGACCGGUACGAGCACCGCAUUCUCUCAGACCACACAUCAUCCCGCGCAGUCCACAACAACGGGCACCUUUGCCCCGGCAGUCUCUGCAAGUAUGACCCCUAGCUUGGGAUCACUACCUCCGCCUACCCCAGAAAGCUCCGGUAGCGGUGAGUGGACAAUGCCCAACAUUUUAGAUCGCGCCUCGGAAUACAUUCAUCCGCCACUUUGGGGAUGA
Molecule: messenger RNA, 2448 nt
Organism: Penicillium diatomitis
Lineage: Eukaryota; Fungi; Ascomycota; Eurotiomycetes; Eurotiales; Aspergillaceae
Product: putative C6 transcription factor
Exons: 4
Coding region: 1-2448 (815 amino acids)
Biological process (GO): DNA-templated transcription; regulation of DNA-templated transcription
Molecular function (GO): zinc ion binding; DNA-binding transcription factor activity, RNA polymerase II-specific; carboxy-lyase activity
Source: RefSeq, a predicted model, not a curated record